Molecule: messenger RNA, 3078 nt
Organism: Saccharomyces eubayanus
Lineage: Eukaryota; Fungi; Ascomycota; Saccharomycetes; Saccharomycetales; Saccharomycetaceae
Gene: POL5
Product: DNA-directed DNA polymerase
Exons: 1
Coding region: 1-3078 (1025 amino acids)
Biological process (GO): regulation of DNA-templated transcription
Cellular component (GO): nucleolus
Molecular function (GO): rDNA binding; transcription factor binding
Source: RefSeq, a predicted model, not a curated record
AUGACCGGGAAAGUCAAUAGAGACCUAUUCUUCAAAUUAGCUUCUGAUCUUCAAGAAGAACGCCUACAUGCAGCUGUCGCUUUGAUCAAGGACUUAUCUGCUUUAGAAUUACCCAAUGAUUCAGAAGAAUGGUCAUAUGUAUUAAAUCGUUUGAUCAAGGGUUUGGCAUCUGAUAGAAAUAGUGCAAGAUUAGGAUUUUCGCUAUGUUUAACAGAAGUAAUUAAUCUAGCUAUGAAUAUGCCAUCCGGUCAGCGUCCGAAGGGUUUGGAAUCAAUGAAUGAAUUUUUGGACACACUGUCAUUUAUUCUAGAUAUAAAUGUCAAUGACGGCGGUAAGAAGCCUAUCAAGGGUAAAGACGAACGUGGGAUUUUAUUUGGGAAGCUAUUUGGUUUGAAAUCACUAUUGAAUGAACCUUUGUUUUCAGAAAUCUUUGUGGAAGACUUAAAAAAGGGUAAUACUGAAUUCAUUAUACGCUUUAUGGAACAGUUGAUCGAUUUAGCUUUGAGAAAAAACUGGAUUAAAGAACCAUGCCUUUAUAGUCUUUUCCAGACAAUAAAAAUGCUACUACCAACUAUGAAUGGAAGCACUGCCACCGAAAUUCUUUUAACGUAUGAUAAAUAUGAUCUAACAUUAACAAAUGAAGGACUGUCAACCUACUUGUUAUUGAAGUAUGAAAGUGAUAAAGACCUAGUUUCUUCGGCACUAGAUUUGAAGAACUUGGGCUGGAAAAACAACGAUCCUUUAGCAAAAGGAAAUCUACCUCUAUUAACGAAAGUCCUAAGGGAUUCUGGUGUCGCUCCAGAUACCAAUGGAAAGGCACAAGAAAAUACCAAAAAGCAAAAAAAUACAAAUUGGAACCCAAGACUUCAUUUUGUUUGGAACAUUUUGUUGCCUUUAUUCGGUAGUGGGAAACUAGAGAACGCAGAGCACAUCUCGAAGAAAAGAAAGAAAGUCAGCAACAAAAAAGUCCAAAGUUCGAUUCAAUUUCCAGAGUUUUGGCAAAUGGCUGUGGAUGAAUCAUUUUUCAAUGAAAAAGCAUCAAGUGAAAGAAAAUAUCUAGGUUUCUUAAUCAUAGGUGCAACUUUCAAGACUGUGCCUGGCUCUUGCAUUGGCUCUUGCUUUAGCCGAAAUGUUAUGAGAACUUUAAUCAACCAAUCUAUAGACUCACAAAGAAUUUUGAAUAAGAUUGCUCAGAUAACUCUCGACUCUAUAAUCAAGGCCUGUGAAGAAGAUCCCAUUAAUAAGUUAGUCCCUUGUUUAAACUCGAUGUUAUUUGGACCCCAUGGUUCUAUAAACUUUGAUAAGCUAACGAAAUCUAACAUCACCUCCAAACUUAUCGCGAUUAAGGAAUUACCUGCAACUGUUCUUACUCAAUUAUUCGAUUUAUUUGUACUACAAUUGCAGGAGAAGAAAGGCGAUAUACCCCAUACACAUUUCGUCCUUGAUUCCUUACUUCAUAUAAUCCGUGCUCACAAAGCAGAGAUUAAUGAUGUCGAAAUUAUCAAGCCCGUGUUGUCGCCAAUUGUCUCUAUGGCAUUUUUCAAGCAAGCAACUGAUGACCAGGAGUUAGAGCAAUUACAUGAACUAGCAAAAGAAAGGCUAUACUCCAUUUUAGGUGAGCUGACUAUUAAUAAAGAAAUGCGUUCCGAAGAUCCUGAGAUAAACUCGUGGCAAUUUUUGACAUUGAGGUUAAUUUUGGACAUGGAAAAAUCCCAUAAAGAUGAUUUAAUUAACCCAUUAGAUGAAAGACUGGAAAAGACUAAAAACGAAGCUAUAUCAUCCUUGAUCGAACUAUCCAAGUCAAACACUAGCCAAUCCUGGGGCUUAAGCACUUUGCUAUCUAUGUGUUUAAUACAGUUAUAUGCGGGCGAAACAGACUCUAUUUCCGUGAUUGAAGAGCUGUGCGAAUUUGCUAAAGACGAAAAUAGUUCAAUGGUUGGUAUCACUGAAAUACUGUUAUCACUACUAGCUCAAAAGAAGGCAUUACUCAAGAAGUUGAGUUUAAUAAUAUGGCAACAGUUUAUCGGGGAUGUUGGAUUGAAAGAAUUGCAAAUAUUAUUGGAUGUUUUGAAAGCCAGAGAGAACAAACAAGGGUUUGCCCAGUUAUUCGAAGGCGAAGGAGAGUUUGAAGAAGUUGAUGAAGAAGAAAGUGCUAUUGAAGACGACUCGAAAAGUGAAAGCGAAAGCGAAAGUGAAGGCGAAAGCGAAAGCAAUGAUGAUGAAGAAAGGGAUGAAGAAGAUGAAGCCAACGAAGACGUCGUGAAUAUCGAUAAGGAAGCUACAAGUGCACUAAUCAAAGCGCUAAACUUACCUGAUAAUAUAGUCAACGAUAAAGGGGAAGUCGACAUGGACCAGCUCGAUGGAAUUUCUGAUGAUGGCGACGAUGGCGACGAUGACGAAGACGAAGAAUCAAUGGAUGAUGAAAAGAUGAUGGAGUUAGAUGAUCAGUUAUCUGAAAUCUUCAAACGUCGUAAAGAAGCAUUAUCGAGUAUAUCUACCGGAAACCAGAGAAAAGUGGAAGUAAAAGAAUCAAGGGAAAACGUUAUAUCUUUCAAGCAUAGAAUUGUGGAUAUGUUAACCGUUUACGUUAAACACUGCGAAAAAUUGGCCAUUGCUAAUAAAGGUGAACUUUCUAGUGAAAUAGGAGGUCCAUUGAGCAAUCUGAUUUACUUUAUCAUCCCCAUGAUCAAAUGUAUCAAAGAGACUCUUGAUAGGCCACUUGCGGACAAAAUUUCUAAAUUAUUAAAAGGAAAAAUCUUCAAGAUAAAAACGAGUGCAUUUAAAAAUCUGGACAAAACUAUUGGGCUUCUAGAUUUAUUAAAAUCAACACACAAAGAGAUAUUAACUUCCAAGCCAGGCCAACAUGCUAAUGUGUUCUUUUCCGCAUGUUCGACAAGUUCAUUAUUUUUGAGCAAAUUAUAUGUCGAUAUUGACGGCGAAGAUAAAUUUGAUGAUUUGAUCGACUUGUAUGCUAGCACUACUAAAGAGUGGACGCAAAAGGGAAAAUUCGGCGUCAAUGUUCUCAUUGAUUUCGUUAAUUGGUUAUCGUCGAAAAAGGAAGGUGUUGAAAAAAAAUGA